This is a messenger RNA of Meira miltonrushii, 1855 nucleotides long. RefSeq lists its product as uncharacterized. The transcript has a single exon. The record is from RefSeq and is a predicted model, not a curated record. NCBI's taxonomy places the organism in Eukaryota, Fungi, Basidiomycota, Exobasidiomycetes, Exobasidiales, Brachybasidiaceae. The coding region runs from base 213 to 1844 and encodes 543 amino acids.
GUUUUAUUCAAUUUUCUUCCUUUGCCUGGUGCAAUCUUCUCCGAUUUCUCUUCUUCUAAAAUCUUUUUUCUUUUGCUUCUCUUCAAACUCUUUGAUAUCUUUAUUUCUCUUUCGAUCGAUCUUGGGCUGGUUUCAAGAACGAACUUACCUUUUUUCUGUUGCAACUCUUCUUUUCUUCUAUCCUUUUUUAUAGCCUUUUCUUCACCGUCACCAUGGUUAAAAACAUGCAAAUCGAAUCAAGACAACCUUCUGUUCAACAUGCAAGUCAAUCACGUCGUCGUAGUCAUCGUGCAAGUUCUGCUUUAACGUUACUAUUAGCCGUUCAAGCUUGUAGUUUGGGAACAGUGGUUUCAGCAAGACCUGGCGUGGUGAUUGCAAGAAGUGAAUCGGCCACUGCUCUUUCAGCAUCAACGGCUACAAUUUCAUCUUCUUCAUCUGUGGUGUCACCGUAUCAAUCCAAUGAAGCAAGGUCACUUUAUCGUCAAGCUGAAGUGUCUCAAGAUCAAACUUCAACAACUUCUUACUCUACUUCAUCACAAUCUUCUGCCACGGCAAUUGCUAGAAGUGUAGGAGAAUUUCCAACCGUGACUUCAUCUUCAAACGCAACAAGUACUGCUACCAGUACGAAUCAGGCUGAUGGUGAUGCACCUGUGCUACUUCGACAGGCAGAUCCAGAACCUUCUGCAAGUGUUACUUCAUCUUCAAGCAUGGCUAUGGAAACUGCAACGGUUACUUCAACUUCUGCAGCUGCCUUUGAUGUACAGCCAACUGCAACAGAAUCAUCCUCUGAGCCAUCGCCCACUGCUACAACAGAAACAUCUUCUGAAUCAUCACAGCCAGCCGCUUUUGAUGUACAGCCAACUGCUACAGAAACAUCCUCUGAGCCAUCGCCCACUGCUACAACAGAAACAUCUUCUGAACCAUCACAGCCAGCCGAGACGUCAACGGAUGAUAGCAAAGCAGUGACUGAAGCAGAAAAUGACGGGAACAAGGUAGAAAGACGUGACUACAACGACGAUGGUGGUGAUAGCGAAGAUUCAGGCAGCACUGCAAGUGGUGAUGAAGGAUCAUCAAGUGAAAGUUGUUCUGAUGAAGACGAGAGUGAUGAACAACGACAAGAAAAUGUGAAAGCGUUUCCCGUUGCAUCUACACUUGGUCAAAUUGGAAACACUCUACCUUUGAAACGGUAUGCUGCAGUUUAUGACGCUGCUUUGACGGCAAGAUCUUUGGAUGAUUUUGUUGAAUCGGUUAGUCAUUCAAAACGAUCAUGGUUCGAUGAAGCAUUCACCAACCCUAGCAAGAUGCACAAGGAUGAUGGUGCAAUGUAUUCGGUAAUGAAACGAAUGAUGGCAGCUCAUCAAAAGCAAGUAGACAUCCACAAGAGAUUGUUGGAUCUCGUUGCAAGUGCAUCAACUAAACGAGAUCAUGCAAAUGCACGUAGACAAGAAGAUCCAACGAUGACAUCAUCUUCUCCCUCUUCUACAGACGAAGGGAGUGCGUUCCCCAUCGUUUCAAAUUCUGCAUCACCCACCGAAGAAGUAGAAAGACGUGAUGGUCAACCUACUGCUUCUUCGGCCAUCCACGGUCAAUGGAACGAACAUGACCAUCAAUGUCUUUGUACUCCAUCAAGUUCAUCAACACCUUCUGCAAGUGCAUCCGCAACAACAACAACAAAGCGUGAUGAUAUCCCCGCAGAUCAGAGGCAUCAUCAACUUUUGGCUUCCGCGAUGAGCGAUUGGUCCUUUGUCUCCGGUUGGCUUUCGUCAAGAUUACCGGUUGAUUUGCAUAAGCAAGUCAUUCAGGCUUUACAUGAAUCUUCCCAACAGCCAGCCACCACAGCAUGACUAACGUAUCC